Molecule: messenger RNA, 1928 nt
Organism: Clupea harengus (Atlantic herring)
Lineage: Eukaryota; Metazoa; Chordata; Actinopteri; Clupeiformes; Clupeidae
Source: RefSeq, a predicted model, not a curated record
AGCAGAAUAAUGCAGCUAUGGCGAUUGUGCACUGUUUGCUGAUUUGCAACCCGCCGAAACAGUACUGAAGAAGAAGGAGACCAUCGCCCGUUUCGCCAUGGACUGUUCUAGGAUCAGUAUAGUAGAACAACAACAUUAACCGUAGAGCGGUGCAUCAUAACGGGGACUACAUUAAAUGUGAUAGGAAUGUAGUGGAAAAUUGAACUGAAGCAAUCUCUAAAAACAGCACACCAAAUGUCAACUCACCCAUAGUGGGGUGCCAGUUCAGUCAGUUCAAGGAAAACCGCAAACCACAGUUUGAGUAAUGGAACCUACGCCUAGCAUCCAUAUGACCUCCAUCCCCACCACAAAUGACCUAGUCCAGGUUUCGGUGGGUGACGCCAUGCCUGUUGGCAUAUACCAGCCUCAGGACCAAGGCCAGAACGCAGGGCACAGCGCGUUGGCGUCGGCCGUGGUCAUGCAAGCCUUGGCCCACGUGACCCAAGACGGGCCCACCCAAGCGGCGACCGCCAUGGAGGGAACGCUGGGAGCCCAGAACGAGUCCUCGAGCGUCCCCAUCCCUGUGUACGAGCUCCCCUUCGCCGAGGUGGCCUCCUUGCUGGACCCCAACAUGAAGAGCUCCAAGGCGCGCAAGUACCAGAUCUGCUACGACGAGGUGAAGCGGCGGCUGGAGCCCCCGGAGAAGAUGUCCCUGCGCUCGCUGGCGGCCUACACCAGGGUGAGCCGAGGCCCCGCCAGCAAGAGGUCACUGCUGGAGUCGCUCAACGUCCUGGGGCUGUCGCCGAGCACCAACACGGCCGUGUCCAGCUCCUUCUCCAAACUCACAGAAGGUGACACCGCGGCGCUCUGUAAAGACAUGAAGGACUUUGCGUUCCAGUACGUGGACUACGAGAACAUGGCCAAACAGCUGAUGCCAGAGUCCAAUCAUGUGCAACACUGGUCAAAGAUCAUUGAGACAAGGAAUUACCUGGAGGAGAUGAGGAAGUGUUUCCGCGACCCGGUCAACAGCAAGUCCUUCACCAACGCCACGCACGGCCUGGGCCCAGGCAUGCUGGACGUAGCGCUGGACAUGGUGGACGGCGUCAUCGAGCGGCAGAUCCGCAUCCUCUCGGGCAACUCCGAGCCCAAGUCCGAGUCGGCGGUCCAGAAAGUGCGCAAGCGCAUGAGGAAGCCCCGGGCGCCCAAGGACAACAACAAACACCCCAGGGAGGGCAAAUCUAGAGGCAGGGGCAAGAGCAAGGCUGGCCCCAGCGCCAAUGUGGGCGCCAACGUCGACGGCGACACCCAGAGCAGGAAACAGAUCCGAUUGGACCCCGGCACCGCCACCGCAGAGACCCAGGAGCCUGCGUCCAUGGAGAGCAGCGUCCUGACCCUGGUCUCCGUGGGUUACGAAACCAUCUCCAGUGGGCUCGGCACCACAACGACAGGCCUAGCGUAACCAUGGGGACACCAACUGUCAAGGACCCUGAGCAAAGUGCUCCGACUCAGAGCAUAGGUGUUACUGUUGUUGUGGGUAGAUUUAAAGGUUAGUUUCACAUGGCCAUAGGUGUCUGAGUUCGUCAGAGGGCUAAAGACCUUUCUUCAAAUGGAUAUUUACACAAUCAGAAAGUACUACUUCCAUACGACAUGCUAGUUGUGUGAAGCACUGUGAUGGUUUGGAACGCACUGCUUAAAACUGGUCUAAAGCACUGAUUUCUUUUUCUGUUCUGUUUUGGAUUUAGAUUUGGUUACAUACUUAGAGAAAAAAAAACAAGUCAGUUCAAACUCAUUUUACUGAGUAAUGGCGCCCAGUAAUGGGACUUUCAUUUUGUGUCCUGGGAUGAUUUUUAUGUUGGGGGGGGGUUAUGACUGAUUCUAAUGUAUGUGUCAAAAGACAACAGGACAGCUUGACGACUUGUAUUAAAUGAUUCAAGAAUUUUUUUAAUAUA